Molecule: messenger RNA, 1293 nt
Organism: Agrilus planipennis (emerald ash borer)
Lineage: Eukaryota; Metazoa; Arthropoda; Insecta; Coleoptera; Buprestidae
Product: testis-specific serine/threonine-protein kinase 1
Exons: 1
Coding region: 154-1212 (352 amino acids)
Biological process (GO): protein phosphorylation; microtubule cytoskeleton organization; intracellular signal transduction
Cellular component (GO): cytoplasm
Molecular function (GO): tau-protein kinase activity; protein serine/threonine kinase activity; ATP binding
Source: RefSeq, a predicted model, not a curated record
UUAAAAUGACAAAAUAUAAAAUAAAUUGGUUAGUUCUUUAUGAAAUAAAAUAAAAUAAUAAUGACAAAAUUCUAGUAGACAAACAAUCUAGCCCGAUGGAAGAUGUUGUCGCUUGAAUUACCUACUUUUAACCCUUCUAAUGGUUAACGUAAAAUGUCGAAGGAUCUUAACAGCACUCCAUCUGAAGAAUAUACAUUGACUUCGAGGGGUUAUGCAUUAAUUAAGAAACUGGGAGAAGGAUCGUACGCCAAAGUGUACUUAUCGGAAUUUUCUAAAGGCAAAGAUAAGAAAUCAACUCAACUAGCAUGUAAAAUAAUCGAUACUGCGAAGGCACCGAAAGAUUUCGUGAGGAAAUUUUUACCGAGAGAACUGGAAAUUUUAAUUAAACUGAAUCAUCCGCACAUCAUUCAUGUACAUAGCAUUUUUCAGAGAAAAACUAAAUAUUUUAUUUUCAUGAGAUAUGCCGAAAAUGGCGAUUUGUUGGAAUAUAUAUUGAAAAAAGGCGUCAUUCCAGAAGGACAAGCCAGAGUGUGGCUUCGUCAGAUAGCAUUAGCUCUUCAAUAUUUACACGAAAUGGAAAUCGCCCAUCGGGAUUUAAAAUGUGAAAACGCGUUGAUUACAUCUAAUUACAACAUCAAACUCGCGGACUUUGGUUUUGCGCGAUACGUUAUAGAUAACCAUGGAAAAAAGAUAACAAGCGAUACUUAUUGUGGUUCCUUGUCGUACGCAGCUCCCGAGGUCCUACGAGGAAUGCCAUAUCAUCCAAAAAUAGCUGAUCUGUGGUCUGUCGGAGUAAUAUUGUAUAUUAUGUUAAAUAAAGCCAUGCCUUUCGAUGACAAUAACAUAAAGAGAUUAUACGAACAACAAAUAAGCCGUCGGUGGAGAUUUAGAGCGAAAGUGGCGGAUUCAUUAAGUGAACAAGUGAAAAAGUUGACAGCCAAUCUCUUGGAACCCGACACCACAAAGCGAUUCGUUGUUAAUCAAAUUUUAACGUCUGAUUGGCUGGGGAUGGAUCCUCGAUUGCUGGUUUUGAACGGAGCCGAGCAAGCGGCUCUACAAAGUGCCCAGGAAGAACGGAAAAAAAUUGUCGACGGGAAAAAGAAUGAGAAAAAGUUUGAAGGCAGGGAAGAGGACCUGCUUGUAUUUAAAGAGACGAGCUCCGAUAGAAAACCAAGUACUGCCGAAAUGAUGGAAACCGCCUCAAAACUGUAAACCAUGUGAAGUACUUUCGCGAAGUAAAAUGUACAUGUUGACAAUAAUGAAAUAUACCAAAAUAUAUUUAGUUUACAGAAA